AUGCCCACACAGACGAAGACGCCGAUCAACCUGUUGACCAGGUCGUCAAAGGCCGCAUUGGUCGAGGAGUUUGUAGGAAAGUCGCUCGAUGGUCUAAGGACCCCCGCGAUGGUUAUCGACCGAAAGAUAUUUUCCGAAAAUUGCGCGAAGAUGCAUCGAAAGGCGGCCGAUUGGGGUGCGGGAUUCAGAGCACAUCUGAAAACUCACAAGACGUCGGAAGGAGCGAGACAUCAGCUCAUCUCCAGUGCGAACAAGACCGAUAGAGUCAUCGUUUCGACUUUGAUGGAGGCCUGGGAGGUAGUGAACGCGGGUCUCGUUCAAGAUGGUACCGUGAAAGACAUACUUUAUGGCCUACCCAUCGCCGUUAAUAAGAUAGCAGACAUGUCAGGGCUAUGGGAUGCCAUAGCUGUAGAUGGCGGCAUCGUGCGAAUUCUGUUAGACCACCCUGAUCAAGUGAAAUACUUGGAUGAAUUUGAGAAGCAGCGCACAGCACCUAGAAAAUGGUCAGCAUUCCCAUCUUGCAAUCUUCCUUCGUCUCGAUCCACUGGUUUCUAUGGACAUGCUGGGAAUUCCUACGCGUCAACUUCGCUCUCAGAAGCUUCAUCCUUUCUGUCCGGGGAAGUCCAGGCUAAAUUGGGCUUGGAAGCUCCCAAGACACCCUUUGUGUUGUCGGAAACGAGGGCGACUCUGGCUACGUUGCUUCACGGAACGCUAGAACUCCAUGCAGGAAACUAUCCAAUGCUGGAUCUGCAACAGCAGCAUACAACCUUGAUCGACAAGUCGCGAAUCGCCCAACGCGUCAGAGCCACGGUCGUCUCUUAUUAUCCGGGACGAGGCAAGGAUGGCACAGAUGAAGCGCUAAUUGAUGCCGGCGCAAUCGCUUUUAGCAAAGACACAGGUCCAUCUGGGGGAUACGGAGACGUGCUUGGCAAGGCCUGGCGAGUUGGCCGAAUAUCGCAGGAACACGGUAUCUUGACACGUACGGACAAUGGGCCAAAAUUGCAGCUAGGCGAGGUGGUCGAUAUCGUGGGGCAGCACGCAUGCUUGAUUGCUGCAGCGUAUCCUUGGUACUAUAUAGUCGACUCGGAUAUCGAGAACGGGGAGAAGAUAGUGGAUGUAUGGGUUCCUUGGAAAGGAUGGUAG
Molecule: messenger RNA, 1143 nt
Organism: Desarmillaria tabescens
Lineage: Eukaryota; Fungi; Basidiomycota; Agaricomycetes; Agaricales; Physalacriaceae
Product: putative serine dehydratase domain-containing protein
Exons: 7
Coding region: 1-1143 (380 amino acids)
Biological process (GO): D-serine catabolic process
Molecular function (GO): D-serine ammonia-lyase activity
Source: RefSeq, a predicted model, not a curated record